Messenger RNA from Branchiostoma belcheri (Belcher's lancelet), 2518 nucleotides. RefSeq lists its product as uncharacterized. The coding region runs from base 103 to 1695 and encodes 530 amino acids. The transcript has 10 exons. The record is from RefSeq and is a predicted model, not a curated record. Lineage: Eukaryota; Metazoa; Chordata; Leptocardii; Amphioxiformes; Branchiostomatidae.
ACUUUCCAUAAGAUUUUUUUGAAGGUUUGUUUCGCACUAUUUUGUGUCCACACCUUCCGCGUAGUUAGUAGAGCUGUGUUUUACUAUAUUACAGUUGAAAUCAUGUCACCUAGCGGUAAGCGCGCGAUCAUCGCUUUGGUGUCUUUUAUGUCCGGGCUGUUUAUUUCUCAACUUAUCGGAAACGGCUACCCGAUCUUGGGUACAACAGCACCGGGCUGCCCUUUGAAGCUGAGAGUGGUGGGGAACUGUUCUUGCAUCGAUCUGCAGUCUCAACUGGCCAAGUGUCGGAGUCGCAAAUUCGUCACAAAGUUUGAAGCCAGCCAUGUUCCCAUGAAAAAGACGUUCAAGACAACAAAUGAUAGCCCCAGGAAGUUUUUCCUCGACUGUGGCGCAAAUGUUGCCUCCAGUGUUCAACUCUUCAGAGAGACGUAUCCUAACGGCCAUGAAUAUGUCAUUCACUCCUUUGAGCUGGACGAACGGCUGGCUCCGUAUUUCGCCCCAUAUCCUGACCACGUGUUGCACUGCCCAGUGGCUGUCUCGGACAACGACGGCACAAUGACGGCAUUUUCGGAGUCUGCCUGGGCUCCUGAUAAAGGGAAGAACAACAACAAAGACAUGCAGUGGGGAGGGGGGACACUCUACGUGGACGAAAAGGAGAAAAAAGACACUGCUUCUGGAGGAAUAAGAAAGCUGUCCCACCGCAAGACCGUACCGACAGUUGAUUUGUCACAGUGGAUACAGCGGAACUUUGCAAUAGACGACCACAUAAUUUUCAAGCUGGACGUGGAGGGAGCAGAAUACACCAUACUGAAGAAAAUGCUGCAAGAAGACACAUUUCGCUGGAUUGAUAAGUUUUACGGGGAGUUUCAUCCAGGUCAACCGACUGGAUGGAGUAAAGAGCAAAAGAGCAAAUUGAUGGAGGAUCUGAAGAAAAACAAAAUAAAACAAGAGAGUUGGGCGGCAGAGACGCAGACGUACGGAGAUAUGGACAAACUGCACACAUCAAAGGUCCCAGCCGAGACUCCGGGGACUGCAGGUAAUGUCUACACCUCCUGCGGGCCCAGCAACUCGUCCGUUCCCGCCCGGGUAGCCCUGGUAGUGCAGGUCGGCAUGAACGCCAAGAUGGCCCACAGGCUGAUCGACACCAUCCAAGCUCACACAUCGCACAUCCCUCUCAGUUUGUUUGUGCACGGCGACUUUGCAGAGCUGUUUCCAGAUAUGGUGCUGCACUGGUCCAUCAACCACACCAUCGGAGUCCGAGAGGGACACCCUUACCCACCCGGACACUUCGACAUGGUACAUCCCAACUGGAUUCGCACCAACCUCAUCAUGAGUGUCCUGAGGUUACAGGAACUUGACAUUCAGCCAGCCUACUACCUACCGGUUAAAGUCAACGACCAAAUGAAAGAUGUUGCUAAAAAAACGGACCUACGAAUUGUACAGCCGACUGUCGCAUUUCCACCUGCAUCAGGCACUCUCCUGACGUACGACAACUACUACCGCUUCAGAGACGUGGAACGUGUUCCCAAGGCGUUACGGAUCAUCAGUAGCGCCCUGGGAAAAACAGGGGGAAUCCUGGUCCUGGACUCAGACCAUCCGGACAGCUACAUGAACUCCGUGUUCCUCCUGGACUAUCUGGUGGAGAAUUCCGGAUUCCAGUUAGUUAGGAUAGAAGACUGCAUUGCGGGAGUAUGAGUCUUAUUUCUCGCAACUAAAAUGUUUCAGCUGACAAAUGGUACUAUUGUUAACAAUAGACGCAGAAAAAGAUUCGUUAUUGACUCAACAAAAAGUAUAGGGAUUUUUGUAUGGUCUUCUACAACUAAAGAUCUAAGAAAGCUAAAUACAUUGUAUGAAUAACGUCAUCCUAUGUACAGAAUAACGUCAUCCUAUGUACAGAAUAUAUGUAUGCGGCAAAUGAGUAGCAUGUUUGUCAACUUGAAUUGGAGUCUGACAUUGUUGACCAGGUUAAGAGCACGCUGACAAGCUCCAUUUGUUCACACGUUGUGUCGAGAGGUGACAUUGUUGACAAGUUUUAAGAGCACACUGACACGUUUUCUUUGGUCACACAUGAUGUGUAAAUAAAGGUCAUGUCGGUAUGUCAGCCCUGAAAAAUUACUUACCGUUUCAUUGUGAAUGUUAAAGGUUUACUUACUUUUGCUCCGAACAUGUCGCUGGGUUCACUCCAAACGUGAAAAAAUUCAGUAAAUUUAUAUUCGGAAUUUUUAAAAAAUAGCAGCAUAGAGUAUAGAUAUUUUGAGCGACAGUUUCACAAUAUUGCAUAAUUGUCCAACUGCUCUCAACAUUCAAUACAAGACAUCAAAUUACAUUACAUUAAGUAUUGCACUUUGUGAUUAUAGUUUCAUCUUUUAAAUUUCGAAUAACAUUGUAUUAUGAUCACAAUUUUACAUAAUACAUGUAUUUUACAUAAUGCAUGCUCCGAAGAUGUCGCUGGGUUCACUACAACUGAAAAAGUACACACCCUAUUGUGACGCUCUUCUUCCUUUAUAAGAGUCAGAUA